GUAGUCCUAUAUAAGCUGGGCCUUUACGAUAGAACGGUACCACAAGUUAGUAUUGACUCUAGCCAGAUUUCGUUGCUUCACACUUCCAAAAUGUUCAGACUCGUCUUGGUUUUAUCUCUUUGUUACAUCGCUGCAGAAUGCGGACACGUCAAACGAGGCGGCUGUGACAGUGUCCUGGCUUGUUCCAGCCCUCUAGAGAGUGUUGGACCAGAUAAUGUCGACAAUCUCAGCGAUGAAGCAGCCUACGAAGAGUUUUGUCAGAAAGCCACAGCAUUCAGCUCCUGCUUCAGCUUAGCUGAGGGCGAAUGCGACAACUCAGAGCUUAAAAAUAACGUCAGGGGUCAGGUCAACAUGGCUGAUUUCUUGUGUUCAGAUGAAACCAAAGACGAUAUUUCUGCCUUGGCUGACUCUGAGUGCGCCAAGAACGAACUGAAGAUGGUAGAAGUCCAACAGGGUGUCGAAGGCUGUAUGAUGAGCUUCCAAAACGAACUGCAGUUUGCCUUCAUCUCUGCCAUGUUGUCUGGUCAAGAUGCUUCGGCCGUCAACUUUUGCCCAUUGGUGGAUCAACUGUCCGUUUGCGUGAUCAACAAAGCUACUGAAAGCUGUGGUAGCAGUGUUGGAGGUUUCCUCAGCCGCAUGUGGAAUGUGGCGACUGGACCUUCCUUUGAGCAGCUGGGUUGUGGCAACCAGGCCAGGAAUGCCCGUCGCAGCAUUGAGACCAUUGUCCCACUACUGGCUAAGGCCGCCAAACGAAGGCGUUGAGCAUCUGAUCUAGCACCGUUCUCAAGUUACUGCAAUAUACUUCAUUAAUCUGUUGAAGCAUUUCUUAUAUUUGUCUGGUCAUUAAAAUGUGUUUUCAUUAAAAAUGAAAUUGGUA
This is a messenger RNA of Physella acuta, 877 nucleotides long. RefSeq lists its product as uncharacterized. Lineage: Eukaryota; Metazoa; Mollusca; Gastropoda; Physidae. The record is from RefSeq and is a predicted model, not a curated record.